AUGAAGGAUAUCGAGGCUGGUACAGCCCAGCCAUCUUUCAUGAAAAGUCACUGGGAGCGUUUCAAGGAGAAUGAAAAAUCCGGCCGCGCGCAUGACAUGACGGUGGCAGAUAUCAAGGGUGCCACGGGAGCAGUCUUUAUAGCUGGCGGAAACAGCACGUGGAGCACCGUUCUGUCAUGCAUGCUGUUUCUGACAAAGUACCCGGAGGUCCAGCGACGAGUGCAGCAGGAGAUCGACGCUGUUGUCGGUACCGAUAGACUCCCCGACUUUGAUGACCGCCCAAAUUUGAGAUAUCUAGAACGAUUUGUCAAUGAGGUGAUGCGAAUGCUUCCCUUGAACCCGCUCGUGAUCCCACACAGGAGUCUCGAAGACGAUGUCUACAAUGGGAUGUUCAUACCAAAAGGUUCUGUCAUUUUUGCAAACACAAAGGCAAUGACCUCAAACCCAGCAGUGUAUGCCAACCCAGACGUCUUCGAUCCGGACCGAUAUGAGCGUGGAGAACCAUAUCCGCAAGGAAACUUUGGCUUCGGACGACGCAAGUGCCCUGGAAAUUUCCUUGCUCUCGCCUCGGUAUAUAUAUUCGUGGCUACAUUGAUGGCAACUUUCGACCUGGAGAAAGUCAUUGGAUCAGAUGGCCUGCCCAUCGAGCCUCGAGAAGGCGUGUCCAUUGGAUUGGGAGGGUAA
This is a messenger RNA of Phaeoacremonium minimum UCRPA7, 684 nucleotides long. Its product is annotated as putative cytochrome p450 protein. NCBI's taxonomy places the organism in Eukaryota, Fungi, Ascomycota, Sordariomycetes, Togniniales, Togniniaceae. The coding region runs from base 1 to 684 and encodes 227 amino acids. Gene Ontology annotation, molecular function: monooxygenase activity; iron ion binding; heme binding. The record is from RefSeq and is a predicted model, not a curated record. The transcript has a single exon.